Mizuhopecten yessoensis (Yesso scallop) is the source of this 10448-nucleotide messenger RNA. RefSeq names its product deleted in malignant brain tumors 1 protein-like. Bases 285 to 8033 code for a protein of 2582 amino acids. The record is from RefSeq and is a predicted model, not a curated record. The transcript has 45 exons. NCBI's taxonomy places the organism in Eukaryota, Metazoa, Mollusca, Bivalvia, Pectinida, Pectinidae. Gene Ontology annotation, cellular component: membrane.
GUACGCCUGUCGGUCCGUUGUACCCGGUGAUAGCUACCUGUAAGAUAAUCCCUACAACUAGGGGGAGUUACCGUCACCAACACAAGGUAUAGGGCAGACUCACCACACGAAGAACAAAAGUGGUCGGGAACAUUAAUGAGAACAUUCAGAUCUGAUUCCACAUCGACGAAUCUCCACCUAAUCUAGUCUACAUAGCGAGAUAAUUAACCUGUGUGCCGGACCAUCUUGGUCUCCUCCUACUCCGAACUUUCUUCAUAAGAAGAACUAAUACAGACAUUUUCAAAAUGGAGUUACGGAAAAGUCAUAUUAACUUCAAUAUGUGUGUGUUUGUUUUAGUGAUAGCAGCAUGUCUUCAAAUCUCAACAGCAAUGACCAUCCGGUUACAAGGUGGUAAACGGGCGUCACAAGGACGCGUGGAGGUGUUCCAUAACAACACGUGGGGUACUGUAUGUGAUGACAACUUUAACAAUAAUGCUGCAAAAGUAGUGUGCCGAAUGCUUGGCCUCUAUAAUUCGCGUAACUACAUACUGGCCCGGUCAAACGCCUUUUUUGGGCAAGGAAAUAGGUCGAUGCCAAUCUGGUUAGACGAUGUUGCGUGUACUGGAGCAGAAACAGCGCUAGAGAGCUGUCACCUGAAACCCUGGGGACAACAGAACUGUCGCCACGGCGAGGAUGUAGGAGUGGACUGUAACGCUGCCCUUGAUGCAAAUGUCCCGGUACGGCUACGAGAUGGGACUAACGCAAGAGAGGGUCGUCUAGAAGUCCAAUAUAACAACACCUGGGGCACGGUAUGCGACGAUGAAUUUGACGAUCAUGCUGCGGCAGUUGUGUGUACUUCACUUGGACUUGCAAAUGUCAAUGCUAUACCAAUCGGUAAUGGUUUCUUUGGUAACGGUACACUGCCAAUCUUGCUGGAUGACGUCAGGUGUACAGGAACGGAGCCUGGCUUAGGUGCCUGCAACCACAAGCACUGGGGACAAAGCAACUGUGCCCACAAUGAGGACGUGGGUGUGAUUUGUUAUCAGGGACCACAGCCAUCGACAUCCAAUGUUCAAGUGCGUUUGAGCGGAGGUACAAGUCAGUACCAGGGCCGCCUGGAAAUACAGGUCUUCAACCGCUGGGGCACCGUGUGUGACGACUCCUUUGAUGCUAGAGAGGCCAAUGUCACAUGCCGCAUGCUUGGUUUCCUCAAUGGUGGAACGGUAUUGAGUGGAAGGACCUUUGGAGGGGGACGUGGACCCAUUUGGUUGGACGACAUGGAGUGUCAGGGAACAGAGUCAAACCUGGUGAACUGUGUCCAUAAACCUUGGGGAGUUAACAACUGUGACCAUAGUGAGGACGUGGCUGUGUCGUGUACUCCGAAUAAUCUGCCACCUAUUCAGGCGCGCUUGGCUGGAGGAUCCAACAGUAAUACCGGGCGUUUUGAAAUUUACUAUAAUGGUGUUUGGGGGACCGUCUGUGAUGAUUCGUGGAACAAUGCUGAUGCUGCUGUUGCCUGCCGAAUGCUUCAUCUUCCAUACUCGGGAGCGGCAGCCAUUUCUAAAGGAGGGUUCGGCCCUGGUACAGGGAGCAUUAUACUUGACGAUGUAGUGUGUGUAGGAACGGAGACCUCCGUAGCUAUGUGUCAGCAUUCCCCUUGGAACCAAAACAACUGUGACCAUAGUGAGGAUGCUGGCGUCAUAUGUCAGUCAGGUAAUGCAAAUACGCAAAUUAGAUUGGUUGGAGGCAGUGGCGCAUUUGAAGGUCGUCUGGAGGUGUUCUACAACAAUACAUGGGGCACCGUUUGUGAUGAUUUCUUUGGUGCUCCGGAGGCAAAAGUGGUGUGUAAACAGCUUCAAUUUUCAGGAACUGGAGCUCAAGCAAAAGGCAACGCCUUUUUCGGACCAGGUACAGGACGAAUCUUUUUAGAUGAUAUGCAGUGUACUGGCACAGAACGCAACCUGGCGCUUUGUGGACACAGAGGAUGGGGCAACAAUAAUUGUGACCACACCGAGGACGUGUCCGUCAUUUGUGGCUCUGGGAACCCCCACUCUAACACCUCCCUCCGCCUGGUUGGUGGGACGAAUAACCAGGAAGGACGACUGGAAGUAUACCACUCUGGCACCUGGGGCACAGUUUGUGACGAUUACUUCGACAAUGUGGCCGCUAGCGUUGUCUGCAAAAUGUUGAAGCUACCAUGGCGUGGCGCUCAGGCCCGUCCUAAUGGAUAUUUCGGAAGUGGUUCAGGGCGGAUUUGGCUGGAUAACGUCAUUUGUCAUGGCAACGAAACCAACUUGGCUUAUUGUCGCCAUCGUCCCUGGGGGACUACUAACUGUGACCACACAGAGGAUGUGGGAGUAGUAUGCGGCCAGUUAGAAAGAGUGAGAUUGAGGUUGGUAAACGGCUCCUCAACAUCCCAAGGAAGACUCGAGGUAUACCACAACAACACAUGGGGAACAGUCUGUGACGAUUCCUUCGACAGCUCGGCCGCAAGCGUGGUCUGCCACAUGCUUGGCUUCAGACGGGACCAUGCUUUAGCAUUUUCUAAUGCUCACUACGGACAAGGAACAGGGCCAAUAAUGCUUGAUGACAUUGGUUGCACGGGCAAUGAGAACAACAUUCUCCAGUGUCGCAACAAAGGAUGGUACACUAACAAUUGCGCCCACAGUGAGGACGUGGGCGUCAUGUGUAACUCAGGCACCCCACAUUUGCGUCUUCGUAAUGGCCGAAAUAGUAACCAAGGUCGGGUGGAGAUACAGAUUGGCAACACCUGGGGAACCAUAUGUGAUGAUAGCUUUGAUGGAAAUGCUGCUAAGGUUGUCUGCAGAAUGCUACAUAAAGCAUCAGCUAACGCAGUUGCGGUGACGGCAGCUGGGUUUGGUCUCGGAUCAGGACCUAUUUAUCUUGACGAAGUUCGAUGUUUUGGCAAUGAGACUAGCAUCCUUAACUGCAAUACCAACCCCAUAGGAACCAACGACUGUGACCACUCCGAGGACGUCGGUGUCAUCUGUACAAACAGCCAGCAGUCCAAUGUACGUGUAAGGCUAACGGGAGGACCCAAUAUGAAUGAAGGACGACUCCAGGUUAACUACAACCACCAAUGGGGCUCCGUGUGUGAUGACAGCUUCAACGACUCUGCUGCUGCUGUUAUCUGUAGUAUGCUUCACAUCAACGUUGUACAUGCCCGGGCGGUUCCAGGAAUUCGAUACAAUGUAUCUUACCCAGGCCCGAUCUGGAUGGAUGAUGUCAAGUGUUCAGGAACAGAAGCGUCCAUUACUGCCUGCCAGCGUAGCCCGUUCGGUACCAACGAUUGUGAACACACUGAAGACGUUGGUGUUAUCUGCGAGACAGCCCAGUCCCUUCAGGCACCAGUGCGUUUGGUAAAUGGUACAAAUGGUAACAACGGUCGCGUGGAAGUACAACACAACAACAUGUGGGGAACAGUCUGUGACGACGGCUGGGGUGUCCCUGAAGCAACUGUCGUCUGUCAUCAGCUAGGAAAGCCAACGUCGGUGGUGGUGCCCUUGUCCAAUGCAUUCUAUGGGGCAGGGAGCGGAGCAAUCCAGAUUGAUGACAUCGACUGUGUCGGUAAUGAGACGACCCUCGGGAUGUGUCAGAGGAAGCCCUGGGGUGUCAGUGAUUGUACACAUCAGGAAGAUGCCGGAGUCAUGUGUCUAGCAAGGAGUCCAAAUACAAGAGUAUCGGUGCGUCUAGUUGGGGGUCUGUCCCACAGCCAGGGACGUGUCCAGGUCAGGUACAAUGGCGUAUGGGGAUCCAUCUGUGACGACUCAUGGGAUAGCAGAGACGCCACGGUUAUCUGUCGUAUGCUUGGUUACAGCACCACUGGUGCGAGGGCGCUCACAAACAUUGGGACGGGAAGAGGCCCAAUUUGGAUGGACGAUGUAGAAUGUGUUGGUACUGAAAGCAACAUCCAGAAUUGUACAUUCAAAGGAUGGGCAGAGAACAACUGUGACCAUUCAGAGGAUGCCGGUGUUUACUGUAAUGAUGGGCACACUGUCAAUGUCCCUGUGAGACUGGCCAAUGGCCCCUCUGCCAUGGAAGGACGGGUGGAGAUCCAGUACAAUCAUCAGUGGGGAACAGUUUGUGACGACUACUGGUCUAACGCCGACGCGCAGGUCGUAUGCAGGAUGCUCGGAUUCGCUACCGACGGAGCCCAGUCAUUCAACAAUUCGAGGUACGGUCAAGGCACUGGCCGUAUCUUAAUGGAUGACGUCAAGUGCGUGGGUACAGAGACCAACUUGGGACAUUGUCAGUUCCAGGGGUGGGGCAUCAACAACUGUGACCAUUCUGAGGAUGCCGGCGUCCGCUGUAACCCAGCUGGUACCGUGACAACCAACGUACAGGUCAGACUGGUGGGCGGUUCCAACACUAACGAAGGUCGCGUGGAGGUGUUCUAUAACAAUACAUGGGGAACCAUCUGUGAUGACUACUGGGGAGCAGUGGAUGCUAAGGUCAUUUGCCGCAUGCUGGGCAAACCCACUAUCGGGGCUGUUGCAAAAACCAACGCAUUCUAUGGAUCAGGCACUGGACCAAUACUGUUGGAUAAUGUAAAUUGUCUUGGGAACGAGUCAAGCAUUGCUCAGUGUGGGAAUCGAGGAUGGGGUAUCAAUAACUGUCGCCACAGAGAGGACGCAGGGGUCGUCUGCUCAGGCCGAACGCAAGUGACUCCUUUGCGUCUUGUCGGGGGAAGGACAAGGUACGAGGGACGUUUGGAGGUGUAUCAUUCAGGAGCUUGGGGUACCGUAUGUGAUGACAUGGCGAACUUUCAUACCGCAACCGUCGUGUGCAACCAGUUGGGAUACUUAGGAGGUAUCCCUUCAGUUCGAAGCAAUGCAUUCUAUGGAGCAGGAACAGGUCAAAUUUGGAUGGAUGAUUUGAGGUGUGCGGGAACGGAGAUAUCACUGGAUGGGUGCAACUUCAACCAGCCAUGGGGAACAAAUGAUUGUGACCAUAGUGAGGACCUUGGUAUAGUUUGUAGAACUGCGACUGUGCCUAUCAGACUUGUUGAUCCGAGUGGGAAUCCGAAUCAGGGUCGUGUUGAGAUCCGAGUCAACAAUACCUGGGGCACUGUAUGUGACGAUCAGUUCAACUCCGUCACUGCCGGUAUCGUCUGUGGUAUGCAAGGUUACAGCAGAACUGGAGCUAUAGCGAAGGGUUCCGCUUUCUUUGGGGCAGGGGGUGGCCCUAUCCUUCUAGACGAUGUUCACUGUGUUGGUGGUGAAACAAACAUACUUCAAUGUGCUUCCAAACCAUUCGGCAUGAACGAUUGUUCACAUAGUGAAGACGUGGGCGUUAUAUGUCAAGUCGAAUCAAUCCCGAUGCGUCUAGUAGGAGGACCUAACCGCAUGAGUGGACGUGUUGAGGUGUUACACAACGGUACAUGGGGAACGGUCUGUGACGAUUACUGGACCAGUAACAAUAACGCCAAGGUUGUCUGUCGCAUGUUGGGCUACCCAACAGCUGGAGCAUUCUCACGCUCGAGAGCAUACUUUGGAGCAGGAACAGGACCUAUAUUGCUGGAUGAUCUUCGAUGUAGUGGCAACGAGUCCACUAUUGCGAGUUGUAGUCAUCGUCCCUGGGGCACAAACAACUGUCGGCACGCAGAGGAUGUCGGUGUCGUUUGUUCAGCAACGACUACUCCAGCAGCGACAACAACUCCGCGUGUGACAAACCCUCCUCCGUCAACGCCCAAUCCAAGUCAAGUAUUCGUGCGUCUUGUCAACGGUCACUCUGCCAACGUUGGACGUGUGGAAGUAUUUGCCAAUAACGUGUGGGGUACAGUUUGUGAUGAUCUGUGGAACAGCAAAGACGCUGGAGUCAUAUGUCAGAUGAUUGGCUACAGCAGUACUGGUGCUACUCCAAAGCCACGGGCAACGUUUGGACAGGGAACAGGGCAGAUUUGGCUGGACAAUGUCAACUGUACCGGAGCUGAAUCCUCCAUCACUGGGUGUCACUCAAACGGCUGGGGUGCACAUAACUGUGGCCAUCAGGAAGACGCAGGAGUUGUUUGCCCCACCACCCAAAUCCCAAACAACUUCUUGCUCGUGACAGACACGACUAACCGACAGGUGUACCGCAUGGACAUCGGUAGUAAGAGCUACGUCACUAUUCCACUUAGUAACCACGAUAAUCCAAUUGCAAUCGACUACAAUCCCUCCAAUUACCGGAUCUUCUGGACUGACGUUGGAUCCAAGCAGAUACGUAUGGCCGGUCUCAAUGGCUAUGCAGAGAAGACCAUCCGACAAUUCUCUCAAAAGGCUGUGAUGGAUGGGAUUGCUGUAGAUGUCGUAUCUGGACUAGUAUUUUACACCGACACAGGAAAUGAUGUGAUUGUUGUCAUGACAAUCGCUGGAACCGCGCAAAAAACCAUCAUCAGCCAGAAUCUAGACCAACCAAGGGCCAUAGUCGCAGACCCCCAGAACGGCGUAAUAUACUGGACGGACUGGGGAAGCAGUCCUCGCAUAGAGCGUGCUAACUAUGACGGAACGGGACGACGUGCUAUCGUCAACACAGGGCUUAAAUGGCCGAAUGCUUUGGCAGUAGACGUACAGGGCAACAAGAUGUAUUGGGCUGAUGGCGGCACUAACAAGAUCGAGUCGGCACAUCUUGACGGAACCCAGCGCACCACCCUCCUUGACGAGAGCAUCAGUCACCCGAUAUCACAUUACUUUGGUCUGGCCCUCCUCAACGGCCAGUUAUACUUUACCGACUGGUCUCGCACAACAAUAAUGACAAUUGGCACCGAUGGAUCAAAUCCCGGUCCUUUCGGGCCCCCAGCAUUUGGUCGGCUGAAUGACAUUCAUGCACAUAAGAACGGAGUAGGAUUUAGUGGUCCCAAUGGAUGUUCGGCAGGAAAGGGUGGAUGCAGUCAUAUCUGUUUACCUAAAGGAGCUAGUAGCCAUAUGUGUGCCUGUCCAGAUGGGUUAACACUUCAGCCAAAUGGACUCAGUUGUGGUCAAGCCAUUCCCUGUUCGAGCCUACAAGCACCCCAGAAUGGACAAAUAACUCCGGCCAACUGUUCAAGUGGAGAAUCUGGAUCAGGUGCCGUUUGUCAAGUCUCGUGUAAUACUGGUUACUUCCUGUACGGACAAUCCAGCGUAACCUGUUUAUCCAAUGGACAGUGGAGCAAUUACGGACAGAACUUCAUUUGUAGAGACAACCAGCCACCGACAGUGAAUUGUCCAGCGAACCUACAAGUCAGUGCUGACAAGGGGGCCCAAACAGCCACCGUGUCUUGGCCCAAACCUACCGCCACUGACAACUCCGGUUCUAACGUGGUCGUGUUUCAGAGCAUGCAAUCCCCUACCACCCUCGGCGCGGGAUCCUACACCGUCACCGUUAUGGCUUAUGAUCCUUCUGGACAAUCUGCAUCGUGCAGCUUCACAAUCAAGGUCACAGUGCUGACUUGCCCACCUUUGAACCCUCCUGCCAAUGCCGUCAUCACCAGCCCAACGUGCGCGUCCUUCUACGGGACAUCCUGCCAAAUCGGCUGCCAAUCUGGCUACCAACUCAAGGGCAACUCAUACGUGUCCUGUGAUAAAACUGCGGCCGGUACCCCAGCGUGGACCGUCAUGGGCAGGUCAUGCGUCCAGUUGACGUGCCCAAAACCCCUUUUGCCUGGAAACGGAAUUAUCACAGCCUGCACAGCCCCCUACACAGUGGGGGCAUUGUGUGUCCAGUCCUGCAACAAGGGAUUCUCGGCUAUAGGGGGCACCACAAAUCUCCAAUGCCAGUCUAACGGCGUCUGGGCUGGUCAGACCCUCACGUGCUCUAACGGUUUCAGUGGUUCCGGUUCCUCUGCUGCUGUUCGUUCCGGGUCCUCCUCCACAUCAUCCUCCUCCCUCUCGGAAUCCAGUAUAUCAGGGAUUGUGGCAGGCUGUGUCGUAGGAGUCCUUCUGAUUGUAAUCAUAGCAGCGGCCGUGUUCCUUUACAACAAGAGGAUGCAACACAAUUUGAUAAACGGCACGGGUGGAGCACGAAGUUAUGAGUUGGGCGGAAUGAGCAACCCUAACUACAGCAGUACUAACCAGUAAAAAUGUCAGUUCGCAGUGAGAAAGGAAGCGAUCCUGAUGACGUAAUAACAACCCGAGAUUAUUGAGGUCCUGAUCGCUUAUGAUGAACAAUGCACCCACUAUUUGUAUUUAUAUUGUUUUCGUACUUGAUAAACUUAACGGACCCGUGCAGUGUUUUACGCAUAAUUAAUGUUGUCUACGUUAAUUUCGUUCGAGUUGCGUGAAAAUGUGAGUCUGUGUACUUAAGAAAUGAUACUUAUAUUCAUCAAACCAUCCAUUUAUACUCGUUCAUUCGUUUUUCUUAUCUAGGAAAUAGAAAUACCAGAAGCAAUUUUAUGACGAUACAAAAGGUUACAUACCAUGAGAGAUAUGGAUAUCGUUUUUUGGUUGCAAAUAAACAUUAAUUUUGUGAUAAAAGACGAGUUCAAUUCAUCGUAAACCAUCUUUUUGCGACUAAAUAGGAAAUUUCGUUAUGAAUAAUUAAUAGACAUUGAGACCUUUGCAUUGUAUGUACUAUGAACAACUAAAUAUCGAUUUGUUUUCAACAUUAGGCAGGGUUAUUUAUGACGCUUUUAUAUGCAUUCCUUGAUAUUUAUGGUUUUACGAUGUAACACAUGAAAUUUAAUUCUGUGAAUAUUUGCAAUGAAUGGCUAUGAAGAGUCGUUUAUUUGUAGAAUGUCAACAGAGGAGUGAUUGUGUGCGUAUGAAUGGGAACAUUAAUCAAUGUCUGUACUUACCAUGUCGCUAUACUGUCUCAUAAAUCAACGCUACCGGAUAUCAACAUCAGGGGACAUUCUGCUGCAGUAUGUAAAAUGUUAACCGGGCGAUUAUCUUCAAACCAUUCAUGGACGUAUCAGCAUUGUUUUCAGUUAAAAUUCCGGAUUUUAGGUGAAAUCCUUUUUUUUUUUAACCGAUUUUAUUCAAGAAAGAAACGGACUAAAUACAGUAGUGAUUACAUGACAUCAGAUAACGCAAUGUGAAUUGAUUCAUAUAUGUUCAGUCGAUAAGAUGCAAAUGAAUUCAGUUAAAUUUGGGUUUAAGCUGCUACGGAUGCUGCUAAAAUGAAAGACCACAAGAGAUUUUUUCUUAUGAGAUGCAAAAUAAGAAGAUCUCUACACAAAAAUCUAUGUUAAUUCCACGAGCAUAUCUAUAGUCUAAUCUACUUCGCCUGCCUAUAUAGUUAUGGGUAUAGUAUAUACUCCUCCCAUGGGACAGCUCGACACGCCGCCUACUGAUGGUGAAAUGUAAUAGGGGGAGGAAAAACCAUUAUGUAUACCGAGGGAAUUCAGGGAACCAAUUAGUUGCUACAAAUAAUAAAUCGCAAGUCAUCCGUUCAUUCAAUUUCAUAAAAUUGUAAAAGAUAUCUGCUUCGUGUUUGUGAAACCACACUUUUUGUCUGAACUGAAAUAUUAAAUAUUUAUACUACAUGGAGACUAAAGAUGAAAAAUAUUGUGCAAGAAGAUACGCAAUAUCAUGUCAGCACAUUUGAAGUGAAAAAAGAAGUUAAGGUACUAGCCUUAACGCUGAUAUAAUGUAUCGGAAUUACAAAACACGUCACCCAUUCAUAUAAGUGUCAAGUCAAAAUGCAACGUGAUUCAGCACGCAUUAAGGUGUGCAUUACAUGUGGGCGAGUACAUGUUUGUCGCUAUUUUCCCCAAAGCAAUGCGUCUCAAUGCAAUCCGUUUUGGCCGGUACUCAAUGGACCACAAUAAUACAUAGCCGUGUGUACUCUGUUUAAAAUAGUUUUACACAUUAUCGUAGAGGUUAUGUAUAAACUCCUGGCCGGUGUUCCUACCGAGCGCAAAGCAAAUUAUAAAUACCACUGUAACAGUGCGCAUAGUAAGGGGAGGACUUUGGAGAAUCCAAAUAAUAGUUUGUGAAGCUCAAGUCAAGGGUUAAUAUUUAUGUGCUGAGUAAUCGAUAAUAGGUUCAUUUCUUUUGCUAAAAAAAUAUUUUAUGCAUUACCAGAAGUCAUAUUUCACCAUUCAUAUUUUUUGUGUUCCGUGUUUUCGUGUGUCUUUAUUAGAGUUAAUUGACAAAUGGAUAUGACAGAGUGUAUCCUGACUCCAAAUUAAAAUGUCACGUUCCAUAUAUGUUUUACAUUACAUUUGUAACCCUUUCACCACUAUAGACCUUAAUGAUGCACUCAUCCGUAUCAAUGCAUGGUAGAGUCUACUAAAGUUGCAUAGGGAUGACGUGUUAAAUCUACUUUGAUCAUCAUUGAUAAUCAUGUCGAGGUAAUAUUCAUUUUCAAUUUGGUGUUUUUUCAUGAUUGUUAAUUUUGUCAUGAAUUUGGUUUGAUUUUUGUAACAUUGAUGAUUUUUCCAUAUUUGUAAUUCCGAAGAGCAUAUGUGCAAUUCCUGGUGUUAUACUCAUUCAUCCACUGAAAUACUCCAUGCUGAAAUAAUAUUUUUUUCAAUAAAACAUUCAAUAUAA